AGAGAAGAGAAAAAGGUUUUCUGGUGGCUGAACUCGAAUAGAUAUUUGAUAUCCGCCAAUUUUAUAACCGGCGAAAAACUCAGCGAACCUCUAUACUUAUACGCCUUCAUUUCUGCUUUAGUUGAAGUGUAAUCAGAUUAAAGUGGCGAGUUUAAUUCAAGGUUCGGUCGUUUGCUGGCAUAGUUUACGGCCCAAGUCAAGUACUGCAUCAAUAUUGAAGCAAUUUGGAGGACUGCAGGUUUAUCCAAUGGGAAAAGCAUCGAGGGACAAAAGAGAUAUUUACUAUCGGAAAGCAAAGGAAGAAGGAUGGCGUGCCCGUAGCGCCUUCAAGCUCCUUCAGAUUGAUGAGGAAUUUAACAUCUUUGAAGGUGUGAAGCGAGUUNCCCGUGUGUUUCUCUUUUUACCCAAGGUUAUCACUAUUAUGGUUUUAAGCCGGAAGUUAUAUCUCCCAGCAAAGUUGUCAUCUGAUACCAAGGAUGGCGAUCUACCACUUAUUGUGGCUAUUGACUUACAGCCUAUGGCUCCCAUUGAAGGUGUUAUUCAAGUACAGGGUGAUAUAACAAAUGCUAAAACAGCUGAAGUGGUUAUUAGACAUUUUGACGGAUGCAAGGCUGACAUUGUUGUCUGUGAUGGUGCACCUGAUGUAACGGGACUUCAUGACAUGGAUGAAUUUGUUCAGUCCCAGCUGAUAUUGGCGGGCCUAACCAUUGUCACUCACAUACUAAAAGGAGGCGGAAAGUUCAUAGCAAAAAUUUUUCGAGGAAAAGACACAAGCCUUCUUUACUGUCAGCUAAAACUAUUUUUCACAGAAGUGACUUUUGCUAAGCCAAAAAGCAGUCGGAAUUCUAGCAUAGAGGCAUUUGCAGUUUGCGAGAAUUACUCUCCACCUGAAGGAUUUAAUGAGAAAGAUCUUCAUCGCCUUCUUGAAAAGAUUGGAAGUCCAUCUGGCACAGAGGACCUAGAUUGCAGUAGUGCAUGGCUGGAAGGUCCUAAUAAGGUGUAUAUUCCAUUUCUGGCUUGUGGAGACCUUAGCGGGUACGAUUCAGACCGUUCAUAUCCACUUCCUAAAGCUGCAGAUGGAACCUAUCAGUGUUUAGAUCCUGUACAACCUCCAAUUGCACCGCCAUAUAAACGAGCUCUUGAAAUGAAGAAAGCGUCGAAUCAAGGAAUCCAAAACCUAGACAAGCUUUCUCUUAGCUCCUAAUCUUACCAUCCAGAAUUAUUCCAUUCUGUGACAUUGGAAAGUCGCUUAUACGUCACCAAAUGUAAGGACUUUUUAUUGUUAACUGCACUUGCAAUUAAUGAAUUUAAUGUGUUUUGUUAAGACUUUAGACAGUUCAGAACCAAAUGAGAGUCAUCUACUUCUGCCCCCGGCCUUUGGUUCACUAGGCAAAGGUAGUACAGCAUGGAAUGUGCGGUAGGCAUACGUCACGAGAUUUUAUCAUCUUGUGAACUUAUAUUUAAGUGGAGAACGGUAGGGGAGCAAAUCCAUUAUCCACCAAGUUUCAAGUUCAGAGCAACUGAUUUAUCAGUUAUAAAAAAAGAAUGACAGUAAUAUACUUGUGUAAUAACGAAUUUAUUUGUACUUAGAUGACUAAAUCUUCAAUUA
Messenger RNA from Nicotiana tabacum (common tobacco), 1609 nucleotides. The record is from RefSeq and is a predicted model, not a curated record. NCBI's taxonomy places the organism in Eukaryota, Viridiplantae, Streptophyta, Magnoliopsida, Solanales, Solanaceae.